Molecule: messenger RNA, 5670 nt
Organism: Microsporum canis CBS 113480
Lineage: Eukaryota; Fungi; Ascomycota; Eurotiomycetes; Onygenales; Arthrodermataceae
Product: d-lysergyl-peptide-synthetase
Exons: 5
Coding region: 1-5670 (1889 amino acids)
Biological process (GO): secondary metabolite biosynthetic process; amino acid activation for nonribosomal peptide biosynthetic process
Cellular component (GO): cytoplasm
Molecular function (GO): phosphopantetheine binding; catalytic activity
Source: RefSeq, a predicted model, not a curated record
AUGGCCAUUUUCAAUGCAGACAGGCAUCAAACGGCGAGCAAAAGGAAUACUAGCAUAUGUAGAUUCCCGAAGCUGAAUCAUCGGCCGGUAAGCCCAGAUAACGGAAGAGUCGGCUUCCUAGAUUUGAAAGCAACAGAUAUUCAGCGCAGCAGCUCCUGCACAAGAUCAACACUCACGGUAGCCUGGUCGAUUUUGCUCGCCAAAUACACUGAUACCAAUCCUGUUGGUUUUACCACAGCUAGAAGGUAUAGGGAUAAGGAUAGAGCUGGUGUCGGUGGCAGAGGCGCAGAGGCCGCCUCCUCAUGCGUGGAGCAAUGGAUUGCCUCUCUUGAUGAGCAGAAGAGAGGGCUGCUGGCCGUUUCUUUGAAAAAAAUCGAAGAUUCGGGAUAUAAUGCAAGUUUCAACACAUGUCUACUCUUUGGAUCAUGCCAAAUACAGGAUUAUGAUGAGCUGCGGGGGACUGAGAUCGCAGUUAUCCUUGACGAAAGCACAUCAACACCGCGGAUUUCACUCCAGUACUCUCGAUCUAUCGUGGAUGAUGUUCAGGCCCAGAAUCUGACAAGCGAGCUGGAAAGAAUUUUGAUGUCGCUUAUCGAUGAGCCGCAAUCCACUUUGGCCGACCAUGGUUCAAUUAGUAACCACCACCUGCAGCAAAUAAUAUCGUGGAACAGCCGAGCUCCAUCGGAACCCCUGAACACCAACAUUGCUACACUCAUACGCCAGCAAUGUCUGAUGCGCCCUGAUUCUCAGGCAGUGUGCUCCUGGGAUGGUGUCUUGACGUAUAGGGAGCUGGACAGGCUCUCCUCCAGUGUCCAGGUCCAGUUGCAAGAUCGCGGGAUCGGGCCUGGAUCAAUCGUCCCCCUGCAGUUUGAAAAAAGCAAAUGGACACUGGUAGCUAUCCUGGGGGCCCUGAAGGCUGGAGUGGCAUUUGUCCUGCUGGACCCUUCGUACCCUCGCAGUCGGGCUGAAGCAAUCUGCCGAGACAUCGAGGCUACGGUUAUCAUAUCGUCUGCAGAACAACUGGCCAAAAGCUCCAGUUUCGUUGAGACCGUCAUUGUUGUGGAUAAGACUAUUGAACAUGGCGACAAAGUACAGAUGCGUCACCAGACAUCUGUCAGGCCCGACGAUAUCGCCUACAUUGCCUACACCUCAGGCUCGACUGGUAUUCCCAAAGGCAUUAUGAUUGAACAUGCCUCGUUCUGCUUGAAUGCCAUAUCCAGCAGCAACGCACACAAUCUCGACCACACAUCACGCGUACUUCAAUUUGCAUCGUAUGCAUUUGAUGUGAGCAUCCAUGAGAAUUUAACUCCACUGAUUCUUGGUGGCUGUGUUUGCAUACCUUCGGAGUCUCAGCGUGUCAAUCAACUUAAGGAUGCAAUAGUUGGGUUAGACGUCAACUGGAUGGAGCUUACCCCGUCCGUGGCUAGACUUCUACAUCCGAGUGAUAUUCCAUCUGUUAAAACCCUCGUUCUUGGUGGUGAGGCUAUGCUUCCGGCGGAUAUAUCUUUAUGGGGCAGCAAAGUGCGGUUGGUAUGCGCAUACGGCCCUGCAGAGUGUACCGUAGUGUCAACUGUACUGUCGCAGGAUUGCCAGCCAGGUAACAUUGGUCGUCCUUAUGCCGGGACAUGCUGGAUUGUGGAUAAAGAUAAUCAUCAUCAACUUGUGCCUAUAGGUGUUACAGGCGAACUGGUCAUUGGCGGCUUCAUUGUCGGUCGUGGAUAUCUGAAUAGGCCACAGCAGACAGCUUCUGCCUUUAUCCAAAACCCAGAAUGGAUUCAGAGAAUAUCUCCAAUCAAUGGAGAUAUGCGACUUUACAAGACCGGCGACUUAGCCAGAUAUAACUCAGAUGGCACUAUAAUGUGCCAGGGCCGAAAGGACACGCAGGUGAAACUUCAUGGGCAGAGAAUCGAACUCGGAGACGUCGAACAUCAUGCACAAAAAUGGUUUCCAGACUCUGUUGUGGCAGCUGAAGUAGUUGUCCCAGCGAGCCAGAAAGACAAAUCGCCCUCACUGGUAUUGUUUAUUGCUGAAGAAAAGGCAGUAAACGUACAGGAACAUAUGGGUGAUACCUCCGACUCACUUUUUUGCCCACUAACUGAGGAUUUCGGAGGCACAGCUCAGGAUAUGAGGGACAAACUUCGAGAUGAGCUUCCAAGAUACAUGAUUCCCACGGCUGUGAUUCCUAUUGUCAAAAUGCCACUCUCACGAACGGGGAAAAUUGACAGGAAGAUGUUGAGAAAUGCUGUUGCAAGUCUCCCAGAGUCAGAAUUUUUGCACUAUCGAUCGGUACUUCAGAAAUCAUCCGGGAAAGACAACAAGAAUUUAUCACACAAGGCAGCCCCUACAACUAACGCUGAACGCCUUCUACAAAAGCUUUACUCAAAGACACUUGGAUUGUCCGAAAAUGAUGUUGGAAAGGACGAUAAUUUCUUCGAACUCGGCGGCGACUCAAUUAGUGCCAUAACACUGGUUGGCAUGGCUAGGGAAGAAUACAGCUUGCAGAUCAGUGUUGCCUCGUUAUUUGCAGCCCCUCGAAUUCAUGAGUUAGCGCAGUGCAUUGGGGAGGCUGUUACAGGUUCAAUGCAAAAUUCUGCCCCUUUUUCCAUGCUGGAGGCCGCUGAGCUUGAAGGGGUCUUUGAGCAGGCCAUCGAGCAGUGCCAGAUCAGCCGAGAUCAAAUUGAAGAUAUCUAUGGCUGCACACCACUGCAAGAGAGCAUUAUAGCAUGGAGUGCGAGAAAACCUGGCUCUUUUCAGGCACGUUUUAUUUUUCAUCUCCCUGGGACCAUUGAUACAGAAAAGUUCCAGAAAGCCUGGCGUCAAGUCUUCGAUGAAACUCCUAUAUUGCGCACCCGCAUCAUUCAGACAGACACUUCUCACGGAGUUGUACAAGUUCUUGUUAAAAAUAAGCUGGAAUGGUUCAUCUCAAAAGAAGGAAACGGGGCAACUGAAUACACUAUGGGUUAUGGGACACCUUUAGUAAAAUGUACCAUGGAUUAUGGAUGUCCCCAGAAGAAUGAAGCUGCAACAUUUAUUUUGGAAAUGCACCACGCUCUAUUUGAUAGAUGGUGUUACGAACAAAUCCUACAUGCUGUCGAAGCGGCCUACGAGAGUAGAACUCUUGAAUUAUACCCUUUUGUACCAUUCGUCCACCAUCUGUCAACUGUUAAUCCUGGUCAUAAUAAAACCUUCUGGAAAAAUGAGCUUCAGGGGCUAGAAGCUCCAGUCUUCCCCUUGCUGACGGGCCGGAAUGCUCCUGUUACUGCAAUAGAAAAAAUUGUUGGCCCAACAAUUGCAACGUUUCCUUUACGCACUGUACUAAAAAAUAAUGAUAGCGUCAAAGAAGCUUUGGAAAAGGUUCAAAGCCAUGCAACAACGUUGAUUCCAUUCGAACAAACGGCAAUGCAAUCAAUUCGAACCUGCUGCCCAGAGGCAUCGACUGCCUGUGACUUCCAGAGUUUGCUUGUGAUUCAACCUUCUCCUCAGAACAGCCAAAACUCUUCAACUUGGCUUGUCAAGCUGGGAGAAUCACUUGAGGACGAGACAAAAUUCAGUACUCGCAUUCUGACCGUGAUAUGCGAGCUUGGUGUGGAGUCAGUUUCUGCUAGAGCUGUCUUUGAUGUCGGUAUUCUAUCCCUGGAAAAAAUGGCCACGAUGUUGGGGCAAUUGGAGUACCUGUUAGGCCAGCUGGUAGACCCUUUGAAUAAUAAAUCAGUGGGUGGGAUAAUUAAUACAUGCGAGGUUGGCCGCUCAAUAUACGAUGAAUGCAAAUUGGAACAGCUUGAUUCCCAGAAACUCCGCCUGGUGGCUAUUGAAGAGGCGGCACGAAAACUUCUUGGAAAUGAACAUGUAUAUGCAGAUCUGAUAACACCGAAACUGAUGUCGGCUCCCAAAUUAGUCCUCCUUGUUCUAUGUGAUAAUCAGGAUACAGAUAUCAGUGGUUAUUUUCUAACCGACGUUUAUUCGGUUUCGACAUCACCCAAGGACGACAUGAGGAAGAAGCUUCUACUUCUAAAACACCAACUCCAAACGGUCACCCCAUACAUUACAGCAUCUCCAAUGUGUAUUCCAGUACGUUGCCAAUCGGGUGCUAGAAUCCAAGAAAACGACCGCCAGCACUUACGAGAUGCCCUGAUGCAACUGACUUCCAGCAAACUUGAAGCUUGGAUGUAUCAGUCAGGCCGUCAAAGACCAAAAUCAGAAGCUGAAAAGAAACUUGUGUCUAUCAUUUCUCGUGUCUUACGUUUGAACCCGGAAGAGGUUGGUGUUGAUGAAGACUUCUUCACCCUUGGGGGUGAUUCCAUUGCAGCGAUGCAAGUUGUGUCACAAUGUCAACGUGAUAAAUUAUCAAUCACAGCCGUUGAUAUAUUUGAGGGAAGAACAGUGAGCCUCAUAACAGCCAGGUUAAAACGAUCAGCCAAUGAUUCAACAUCAGCUCCUCUAGUUAGAUACAGAAAGACAGAACGAUUUGAGCGGGAGGUGGAAAGGCAGUUGGGAUCUUCAAUCAUGGCAAGUACUGAGGAAGUGUAUCCAUGUACGUCCUAUCAUGAAGGGUUGGUCAUUCCCCAGCUGGGGAAUAAUGCCUAUAUUUCCCACACUAUAUGGAAAGUUGGACGGACGGGCUCAAUGAAAUCAAUUGACCCGGUCCAGCUUCAAAGGGCCUGGUAUCAACUCACACAUCGCCACCAGGUGUUGCGAACGAUAUUGGUAGAGGCUGCUCUUGAUGGCAUCAGUGGUGGCGUCAUGACACAUCUCGUACUCAAAACAUAUCCCCUCGAGGUGAAAAUUAUUUACUGCGCAGAUAGUGAGGCUAUACACCAACUCCGGCGUCCAACACUUAAUACCAUCCAGAAUGAUGGCCUCGCACUUCAGCAUAACUUUACUAUCUGCCAGACUACUACCGGUCAGGUCUUCUGCAAGAUGGAAGGGCCGCUAUAUAGCUCUUGGGUCUCCUAUGCCCGCUCUCUGCCCGACUGUAUGGAUUUCUGGCUUAAAUACCUUGCUGGUGCAAAGCCAUGCCACUUUCCGCGGAUACCCAGAGAGCUGCAGUCUGGCCCUAAUUGUCUUCAUUCCAUCGAGGUGAGCCUAGGGCAUCCUAACCCGCCGAGAAAGUUAUGUGCUGCAAACGGCCUAACAAUCACCAACCUGCUCCAAAUUGCCUGGGCAAUCGUACUUCGACAGCAUACGGGAUGCGAUGAUGUGUGCUUUGGGACACUUGUCGCGGGGAGAGAGGCGCCGCUACACCAAGUUCCUGAAAUCGUGGGCUCCAUAUUCAACGUGCUUGCAUGUCGGCUGACUCUGGACAAGAAAAUGUCCAUAAAGGAGCGCCUACGAGAAAAUCAAGCGGCGAUGGCAAAUCGCUUAUCAAACCAGUAUUGUUCGCUAGUCGAGGUGAUGCAGCAUGUAGGCAGCGGACCAUUAUUUAACACCUGUUUGUCAGUGGAGCAGCCCUUGUCGAAUGAUUGCCAGAGGACAUCCGGCAUCCGCUUUGAGGCACUCGAGACCCGUGAAGCUACCGAGUAUGAUAUUAUCACCGUCGUAACAGUUGGCGAAACAGAGAUGAUGGCAAACUUGACCUACUGGUCAUCCGUCCUGACCAAGGAAAAAGCCACUGCAGUUGGAAGGGAGUUCCGGCUUGCCAUCUCUGCAAUCACUGAGAGUAUUCGUCAGUAA